GUUUGUGUAGGUGCGAUGGAUGAUGUACUGGAUUGUGUUUGCCCUCUACACUGUGGUGGAGACCAUCACCGACCUAACACUGGCAUGGUUUCCUCUGUACUAUGAGCUGAAGAUAGCCAUUGUGAUCUGGCUGCUGUCACCCUACACAAGAGGAGCAAGUCUCAUUUAUAGGAAGUGUCUGCACCCUCUGUUGUCCUCCAGAGAGAGGGAAAUAGAUGAGUAUAUUGUGCAGGCCAAGGAGAGGAGCUAUGAGACCAUGGUCAACUUUGGCAAGCAGGGACUGAGCAUUGCUGCAACCGCCGCUGUCACUGCAGCUGUCAAGGCAAGUGUCUCUAGCUCGUCAGAACACUAAAUUCUAUUCUAUUCUGUAUUCUAUUUCACAUUUGUUUAAAGGUGCUACUUUUUUCAUUAAUAUGCUGUCAUUAUAAUUUUACUUAAACCAGCUACAAUAAGUUUUGAACUGGUUACGAAACAGUCUCAGUUUAACACUAGUGCCUCUAUAUGACCUACUUAAGAAAAUGAGACCAUCAGCAAGAAUAUUGGCUAUUUAUAUAUUUAUUAUUCUAAAAGAUGGAUUGACUUACAGAAUUGCCAUAUUGUAAAAUAUUAACACUUUGGGUCCCAAAGCUUCAAGCCACAACCCAAAGCAUCAGUAUUUGAUGAACUGGGAAUGAGACUCACCAAUCAACAGCUUUCUAGGCUCUGAUUGGUUAAUUUUGUUCAACUGUGGUGGAUUCUUGCAGAUGCCAUUAGGAGUUUUAGAACAAGCCAGAGGAACCAGAUAAAAUUACCUACUGCAGCUUUAAAUAGGAUUAAGGUUACUUAUAUAAAGUUGCAUUGAUUUUUCAAUCUCACUUUUAAAUGUGGGACACUUUGUGUUGAUGAACUUAAAUGAAACCGUCAACCAAUUUUCCUUUUUUUUUUUUUUUUUGAGUUAGACAUAUAAUAGGUCUUAAAUUGCAUUUAUAAUGGUCUUUAAAAAAAUCUUAAAUUCAACCCAUUGUGAACUGCACAAACCCUGGGAAAUGCUGAUGACUAGCUUUCUCAAUAAAAACUAUUACCGAUCACCCAUCUCUGUAAAUUGUAUUACAUGUAACCUAGCUGUAUGAACAGUACUAAAACAAAGCUUUCUUUGUUUCACCAUUGUUAUAUUUCAGUUAUUAAUCUUACAGAACCACUAAUAGAUUUACAUUACAUUACAUUAUAUUACAAACAGCUGUGUUUAAAAAUGUAAAAUAGUAUUAGAAAUAAACAUCUUUUUUGCCCUUAAUUCCAAAACAAAUACAUGCACUAGGCAGAUCAAGAUCUUUAUGACACGAGGCAGUCGUGCGCAUAUGUCUAAUCAACACAGAAUGCUAAAUCACACCGACGGAAAUAGUGUUAUUGGUCUGUAUAUGAAUUGCAUUAAUUACUACAGCAGGUCCUGAUUAAAAUCUUAAUUUGGGGAUGACAUAGUAUCUAAAACAUUGUGCUCAUGCAAAUGUAUCCAUUGUGGGUGUGUCUCUAAAGCACUGUGUUGCCCCUCAGCAACCGCACACUGCAGAGUCAGUAUAAAUGAAAUGUGAACUGGUUUCAUCAGCAUUGCAUGAAUACCUGAGUGUAUCAGUUAAUCCCUGCUGAUCUCCUGUCUAAGGCUUCGCUGCACUGAGGUGAUCCCAGGCAGUACGAAUCUACUACUAAAUAGAAAGUCAAGUUAAUAGAUCCACACUCACAGCAGAAGCCAUCUAGCAAAGAUAUGAUUUAACUUGAUACAUGGGACUGGAUUCUUUAGUCACUGUUAUUAUCAGACAAUCAAUAUGCAAAAAGAAGAUCUUUUUGAAGACAAACAAGUAAUAGCCAAUGAUACUGUUCUUUUUUAGUUGAAUUUCUUUUUCCUUUCUGUACUUUGUUUCAGCUUUUUGGAAAUACUACAUUGUCAUAACCCUAAUUCUUACUAAAAUAUCAAAAUUAUGACCUGUGGCCCCUUGCUGUGUGUCAUCCCCUCUCUCUACCCUUUCCUGUCUAUCUUUCUGUCACAAUCCAUUAAAGGCAAUAAAAGCCCCAAACAUAUUUUCUUUUUAAAAGAAGAAGAAAAAGUUUGAGUGAUUUUUCAAAUUUUGAAUAAAAGUAUAUGGUAUAAGUAUAAGAGAGAAGACUGCACUAUGUAAUAUGAUAUAUUCUCAGAUUAUUGCUGUUCCUGUUAUUGAGAUUUACAUGCAUUAUCAUAUGGUCCGAUGUUUACAUGAUUACUUUGAACAGACAGGGUGGUUUAAUACCUGACGGGUACUAACCUGGCCCUGCACUGUGAUCUCAAACUAUUUACCAGCCACCUGGCCGUUAACCCCAGUUUAUUUUUCCGCUAGACCCAAAAUUGGUGGGUGUUUAUUUUGGAACCUGUUAAUGGUAGACAGUGAUCAGAAACCUGGAUCAGAUGUUUACAUGCCAUAGUAUCCCGGUACUCUGGCUAGCAUUUACAGGUUUAUUGCGAACAGGACCACAAAUCCAGGUUUCUGAAACCAGAAUAUGAUGCAUACGUAUGCAUUUCAAUAAACAAGAUACGACUGUGUCUGUCUGUCUUUCUGCUAGUCAGGAGCCAUUAGAAGGUCUCAGGAAAAACAAACCUUGGUAAAAUGCCACUGGACAGGAAAUUACAUUUAUUCUCUUUCAUUGCUAAUGUCCUGUGAAAAAACUAUCAGGCUGCUCUACCUCACUCCUUUGAUAACUGGGCCACUGUUACUAUUCAAUUCAAUUACUUUGUGUUCUGUGUUUCUAUUUAAGGGAAACAUUGAGUACAUUGACUACAGAACAUUGAGUCCCAUCUAAAACAAAACACAAAACAUGAAUGACUUGAGGUGUUUAUGUUGAAAAAAGGGGAUCUGCAUCAGGAGCAUCAAUGCCAAGAGUGUGUGUGAAUUAAUAGAUUUUUGACUGUACCUCUAACUUCACUGUCCUUGUACUGACACCAGUGUGAGACUUGUAAAAACCAUUGGUAAAAACCCUCCUGUCUCUGCUUACAUAAAACACCAUUUAUGACUGCUUCAAAGCUGUGCCUCUCUCACUUUCCAACAUUCCAAUAUCAUGCUUUCUCAACACUUGUCUGUCCCUCUUUCUGUUUCUUUUGUGUGGCUGAAAACCUUUCUCCCUUUAUUCCUUUUAUUUACUUAUCUUACUGUUUCUCUCUUCUUCCCUCUCCCUCCAUGUUUUAUUAUCACCAUUUUAGGUAACCAUGCUAUUUCAGAAGCUUUUUGUAUUUUUAGUUGGAAUUUAACCUUGGCUUGUACAAUAAAAUCAGAUGCAUUGUACAUAAAAUCCAUCUGUCUGACAGACUGAUGAUGUUGCUGCUCUGCUCCCUGGUCUGUGAGCAACUCACCUCUGGUCAUGCCCAUGUGACACACCCAAAUCUAAUGGAAUACAUGCCACCUGAAUCAGAAUACCAAAAAUCCUAAAAAAUAUGUUUUUGCUAAUUUGGUCUGACCAUGACCAUUUUCCAAAGAUACCAUAGAUAUUUGACUUGAUUUCCAUUCCACUGGUUCUCUCUAUCUAGAGACCCCUAUGCUCUGGUUGCAAAAAAAAAGGGAAACUUUAGUUUUUUUUCUCUGAUAUUAUGCAUAAGUGUUGUUCUUUAUACUAUAAAGUUUUCCUUAAACUGGAUUUCUUUUUAAAAUUGCAAUAUAUCGCCUUGCUUAUUGUAUCUCAUAUGUAUCGUAUAUGUGGAAUCGUAAGCCCUGUAUCGUGAUUCGUAUUGUAUCGCCUAACUCAGACUCUUCCAGCAUACGAGUGAGCAUACAGUAUCUUACAAACGUGAGUACACCCCUCACAUUUCUGCAAAUACUUAGGGCCCGAGCACAAAUCGUGCAAAGGCCCUAUUGUAAUUGAAAGGAUUCUUUUUCUUAUUUUUCUUUUAGUAACUUUGUAAUCGCAUAUUUGUAGGCUUCCCGUGCUCGAGUUUUCAAGCACAGGAUUUUAUCAGAUUGACUUUAAAUUCAGUCACUGCAAUCUAGACACAUUGGUGAUCAAACGUUGUUUUUUUAAAAGUUUUCAUGUUUUGGUCCGCACGUGUAACGCCUGCACGUGACGCGGCCGCAGCACACCCCGAGUUGCGUGGAGU
Molecule: messenger RNA, 4087 nt
Organism: Morone saxatilis (striped sea-bass)
Lineage: Eukaryota; Metazoa; Chordata; Actinopteri; Moronidae
Product: receptor expression-enhancing protein 3-like
Exons: 3
Coding region: 20-352 (110 amino acids)
Biological process (GO): endoplasmic reticulum tubular network organization
Cellular component (GO): endoplasmic reticulum membrane; endoplasmic reticulum tubular network; cytoplasmic microtubule
Molecular function (GO): microtubule binding
Source: RefSeq, a predicted model, not a curated record